AUGGCUACCGGUGACUCCCAGACCAGCAUACUGCCAGUUGGCACAAUAGUCAAAUCACCUCUAUCCAUGAAGUUACCAACAAUUGAUGUCGCAUCAUAUGUCUUCUCUUCGGGGACAAAGGAAUCUAGAGGUGCGCCCGUGUAUUUCAAUGCGGACAGUCCUUCGACAAACUUCAGCCUUCAAGAGGCUGAAGUCUAUGUCAAAAGGUUCGCCAAAGGAUUGCUUAGACAUGGACUCCGCAAAGGGGAUAGAGUUCUCCUGUAUUCCGGAAACAAGUUAUUAUUUCCAGUGGUUCUCUGGUCUGUUACUGCAGCAGGCUGUGUCUUCACCGGCAUAGCUCCAUCGGCGUCCGCAGGCGGUAGGAUUUCUCUAGCCCCUUGUCUUUCUAAUAAUAAGCUAACUUUAUUGCUAGAAUUGGCAUAUCAACUGAAAGAUAGCGGAGCUAGUAUUCUGCUAACUAGUCGCAGUGGAAUCCAGACGGCCUUAAAAGCAGCUGCGGAGGUGUCUCUACCUCUAUCACAGAUAUUUGCCUUUGGUGAUCCCAAUGAAGACCUUGAACAGUUGUUACCUGUGGCUCCAUGGACAAAGCUUUGGGUCACCCCAGAGGAGGCAGAGACAUGGCAAUGGCAUCAAAUCACAACUUUCGAAGAAGCAAGUGCAACGACUGCCGUUCUGAACUAUUCCAGUGGAACCACCGGACUGCCGAAAGGAGUUCAAAUAUCGCACUAUAAUCUUGUCGCAAACUCUGAACAGGUUCUGUUUAAACGCAGUCACUUCUCAGAUACUCCUGAGUCCAAGAGACGAAGGGAGAACUUAGCUCUCUCUGGUGAGAGAUGGCUUACUCCUCUUCCAAUGUAUCACGCAUACGGUCAGACCUAUUCUUGUCUCAGUGCGGCUCGGUUGGGAGCCAGGAUUUUCAUCAUGAUGGAGUUCUCUCUUGAGAAAUAUCUCCUCUUCCUGGACAUAUAUCGUAUCACCUUCAUGACCACUGUACCCACUAUUAUAACAAUGCUUGAUAAAUACGAACACCCACACAGAUUCAAUCUGAACGCAGUGGAGGUUGUCCUGACUGGUUCCGCGCCCCUUGAUGGGGAUCUUGCCUCCAGGAUCACACAGAAAUUUCUCAAGUCGGGAGUUGUCGUUAAACAAGGGUGGGGCAUGACAGAGUCAACUUGCUCGGUGGCUUCAUUUGCCCCCGAUGAUUACGACGAUGGGAGAAGUGUCGGAUGGCUGAAUCCGAACAGUGCUGCUCAGAUAGUUCCGGUCGAGAAAGAUAAGGAGGACCCUUCAUCAGACACACCAGCUACUAUUGGGGAGCUUUGGGUAUCAGGGCCUCAAAUGAUGCAAGGAUAUUGGCAGGACGACAAGGCCACGAGAGAUACUGUCGUGCAAAGCGAUGGUCAUCGAUGGAUCCGGACUGGCGAUCUUGCAUAUAUUGACAGUCGGGGAUACAUCUAUAUUGUCGAACGUCUUAAGGAACUUAUCAAAGUGAAAGGCCUUCAAGUAGCACCGGCUGAAUUGCAACUAGCACUCGAAAAUUCCCCCUUAAUACCAUCUUUAUUCACUCUUCUGACGGUUCGGUGUUUCAGCGAUGGACAGGAGUACCCCCGAGCAUUUGUGGUGCGAAGAACAGAGACUCUAAAGGAGGCAGAAGUAUUUGACAUCAUCAAGAAUCGAUUCGCGCGUCAUAAGUGGUUAACUGGAGGGGUUUAUUUUGUUGAUGCAAUUCCACGGACUCCAAGUGGGAAGGUUCAAAAGAGAUACUUGCCCACUGAUGUGACUGAGCGAUCUUCAAAGCUAUAG
This is a messenger RNA of Penicillium malachiteum, 1803 nucleotides long. RefSeq lists its product as uncharacterized. Bases 1 to 1803 code for a protein of 600 amino acids. The transcript is spliced from 3 exons. The record is from RefSeq and is a predicted model, not a curated record. Gene Ontology annotation, biological process: secondary metabolic process. Gene Ontology annotation, molecular function: CoA-ligase activity. NCBI's taxonomy places the organism in Eukaryota, Fungi, Ascomycota, Eurotiomycetes, Eurotiales, Aspergillaceae.